AUGCCAACAACAGCAUCACCAUUAACAGCAGCAUCACAGACAGCAGUAACAACAGAGAUCCCAGCAAUAGCAGGAGCACCACCACAAACAAUAAUAGGAACAGAAAUGCCAACAAGAGCAUCACCACCAACAGCAGCAUCACAGACAGCGGUAACAACAGAAAUCCCACCAAUAGCAGGAGCAGCAGCACAAACAAUAAUCGUAGCAGAAAUGCCAACAAGAGCAACACCACCAACAGUGGCAUCACAGACAGCAGCAAAAGCAGAAAUCCCAGCAAUAGCAGGAGCAGCAGUAGACACGGAAACAACCAGCAAGUAG
Messenger RNA from Schistocerca serialis cubense, 318 nucleotides. RefSeq names its product mucin-7-like. The record is from RefSeq and is a predicted model, not a curated record. Lineage: Eukaryota; Metazoa; Arthropoda; Insecta; Orthoptera; Acrididae. The transcript has a single exon. Bases 1 to 318 code for a protein of 105 amino acids.